AUGGCUUCGCACGACAUGUCCAUGACUGCUUUACAGAUGGAGGACGAAGUUCACGGGCCCACUGCUCCGGAUCCGACAAACAACCUGAACCCCCAGAAUUGGUCACCCUGGAAAAAGCGAUUUCUGUUCUGUGCAUUGUUGUCCAGCUCGAUACUCUGCGACGGUGGGAUGACUUGGGGCGCUACAUUGGUGAUUCCGCAGUCAAUUGAGUGGCAUCUUACACCACAGCGUGUCGCGACCAGUCUGAACUAUGGCAUUCUGCUCCAAGGCGUGGGCGGUGUCCUUGCAGUGCCGUUGAUGGACGCAUUUGGGAGGCUUCCACUGUGGUUUUGGCCGCAGAUCUUGACCCUGGCAAUGGUGGUCGGCUGCUGUCUCGCCCCAACUUUCGACACUUUCACCGCUUUCAGAGCCAUGCAAGGCCUUUUUGGCACAAUGCCCCAGAUCAUUGGUCUGCCAAUCAUCCACGACAUAUACCUGCCACGGGACUGGCCUGCCAUGAUCAAUAUCUGGGGGACGACAUUCUUGGUUGGGCCAUUUCUGGGACCAGCUCUUGCAGGAUAUCUGCUGAAGAUCACCCAUAGCUGGAGAGAUGCCUUCCGAGUUCUGGCUGGCUUGUAUGGCGCAUCAACGUUGCUGGUGCUCGCGUUUGGCCGCGAAACAUACUACAACAGGUCAAGCGGGACACAACAAAUAAGGCGAGCCAAAGCUUUCCUAGGAAUCGGAAAUACUGAAGUACACAAGGCUUCAACGAUGAUAGCGUCAUCGAGGCUCGUAUUCAUCCUGGCAUUUCUGAGGCUGCCCCUUCUCCUGGUUGGACUCUCAAGCUUGGUCAAUUUCACGUGGCCGAUUGGUAUCACGACAACAAUCUCGACCAUCUUGUACGCACCGCCUUACCUGUUCAAUAAUGUUGAAGAUGCAUCAAUGCGGUUUGCGGGGGUUAUCGGUGCGCUGCUCGGUUACGCCGUGGGAUAUUUGUUCAACGAAAGGAUAUCUCGUUCCAGGACUCAGAAGACUGACUGGAGGCCCGAGUAUCGUCUUCAUGGCGUUUGGCUGCCGGUGGUGUCCUCGGUCCUGGGUCUGCUGACGUAUGGACUAACGCUGCACUUUCAGAAAAGCUGGGUUGGACUGGCCUUCGGGUGGGUUAUGGUCAAUAUCGGCUUAGUGGCAUCGACUGUGUAA
This is a messenger RNA of Cyphellophora europaea CBS 101466, 1179 nucleotides long. RefSeq lists its product as uncharacterized. Lineage: Eukaryota; Fungi; Ascomycota; Eurotiomycetes; Chaetothyriales; Cyphellophoraceae. Gene Ontology annotation, molecular function: transmembrane transporter activity. The coding region runs from base 1 to 1179 and encodes 392 amino acids. Gene Ontology annotation, biological process: transmembrane transport. The transcript is spliced from 3 exons. The record is from RefSeq and is a predicted model, not a curated record.